Trifolium pratense (red clover) is the source of this 847-nucleotide messenger RNA. RefSeq lists its product as uncharacterized. Bases 113 to 679 code for a protein of 188 amino acids. The record is from RefSeq and is a predicted model, not a curated record. The transcript is spliced from 4 exons. Lineage: Eukaryota; Viridiplantae; Streptophyta; Magnoliopsida; Fabales; Fabaceae.
GUUGUUUACUUUGCAUCUCCUCUCUUUUACUUUUCCCAAUUGGAAUAAGCAAAAUCCCAACCACAUUAACGAAACCCUGUUUUUCCACACUAACCUUCAACUUCAACUCACCAUGACAGAAACAACAACAAACUCUCAAUCAGUUAAAGAAGAAAAAGGACCCAAUUUGGUUGAAAGAGCAACGGAAGAAUUUGGAGCUAUAUUGCAUCCUCAAAAAUCUUCAAGCCAUCAUCAUAGGGAAACUCAUGGAAGGAACAGUGACAUUGAUGAGACUACCUCAUUGGAUGAUGUUAAGGCUCCAAAUUUGUUUGAACGAGCGAAGGAAGAGUUUGAAGCCAUUGCUCAAGUGUUCCAUCACAACAAUGAGGAGGCUUCAACUCAUGAUAUAAGGGAAAAUCAAACAACUGAGUCUCACUAUAAACAAGAAAUCUCAAGCUCUUCAUCAGAAACAAAAGCAAAGAAAAAGAACAUAUUUGUGAAAGCUAAGGAAGAGAUUAAAUCCAUCAUACAUCAUGAUAAGUCAAAACACCAUCAUCAUGAUAAGGAAACUCAUGGACAGAAUGAUGAUAUUGAUGAGAAUACUCCUAUUAGUGAAGUUAAGGGACCAAAUGUCUUUGAAAGAGUAAAAGAAGAAUUUGAAGCUGUUUUCGAAGCAAUACAUCCUAAGAAAGAAAAGUGAUCAUUUUCUUUCCUUACAAUGGAAUGGUGUUGAAUUCAAUUAAAUUUGAUUUGGAUGAAUGUUAUGUACAUUACAUGUGAUAGACUGUAUACAUAUGUUUAUAUAUUUUUGUAGUGUAUAUUAUUUUUGGUUGCUCCUGAAAUAGUGAUUUCAAUAGGAACAUCGAUA